Poecilia reticulata (guppy) is the source of this 1055-nucleotide messenger RNA. It is a transcript of the gene nsmce2, whose product is annotated as NSE2 SUMO ligase component of SMC5/6 complex. Gene Ontology annotation, biological process: protein sumoylation; double-strand break repair via homologous recombination. Gene Ontology annotation, molecular function: SUMO ligase activity; zinc ion binding. Gene Ontology annotation, cellular component: Smc5-Smc6 complex; nucleus. The record is from RefSeq and is a predicted model, not a curated record. NCBI's taxonomy places the organism in Eukaryota, Metazoa, Chordata, Actinopteri, Cyprinodontiformes, Poeciliidae.
AUGAAGCAUUAGAAGGUUUUGAAGGGGGUUUUCAUCCCUGUAUAGUCAUUUGGUUUAAAUGUGUGUUUUCUAAAAGCAUUUAAAAAAUUAAACACAGUAAGACGCUGUUUCUAAACUUAAUGAAAUAACUUUGCGGUUAGCUGUGUUAGCCGUAGCAGGUUGCCGCGGACGUUAGCAGGCUAGGCUAACCUGAAGUCGCCUCUUGUCACCAAAGACGAACGUUACAGUUGAAGAUGUCUCUGAAAGCUGUGGACGGAAUACUGUCCAGCUUGAAGUCAUGUCAGACAGACCUCGGGACAGGAAUGGACAUCGUGACAGAUGUUGCUAUGGACCUAGUGGAAGCUGAAGAUGAAGAGAUGAACCCUGGCAUCAAAGAGAUGGAGGCCAUGAUUCUGCAGUGUGCGAAGCUGGACAGGGAGAUAAACUACUUUGUUGAUAUUGUACAGCAAGCCACAGCUGAGGUCACUCCCCAGCAGCCAGAGGCCAUGUUCAGCCUGUCUGCCAAAGUGAAGGAGCGGUUUGCAGAGAGAAUUGCUCAACUCUCCAACGCUGACCUGAACAAUCACCAGAAAGUGGCCGCAUUCAAGGAGAACAUCAAAAACGCUCUGCAACAAGCCGACCAGGACCCUGCAGAGGGCAUAGAGGAACUCGACGAGGACAUCGCCGUCACCCAGAGCCAGGUCAACUUCACCUGCCCGCUCACACAGGUGGAGAUGCUGAACCCGAUGAAGAAUAAGAAGUGCAACCACCACUACGACGAGGAAGCCAUACUGAGUCUGAUCAAAACAAAGUACAGCCAGAAAAAGAAGUGCCGCUGUCCUGUGGUUGGCUGUGGAAACGGAGACGUCAAAGAGUCCGACCUCAUUCCUGACCAUAUGCUAAGGAGGAAAAUCCAGAACCAAAAGCGCAAAAGCAACCAGACAUGAUGCUCUGCUUUGUAUUUCUGUAACCUGUAGCUUUGAGAGCAGGAAUUGUUGGUAAUGUUUUGAAAAUUUGUUUGGGGCUUUUUUUCUUCUAGCAGACAGUUGAUGUUUUGACAUUUUAUUGCUUGUAUA